CUUACCGGCACAUAAAAGUAUUUAAAUAUUAUUUCCUCCACUGAGAGCACCUCCGACAGCCGACAAACCUCAAACAAAGGACAAAAUCGAUCCUGUUGAAGCAGUGCAGACCGAAAUGAAGACAGAGAAGCAAGCUUCGUCCCUGAAACCAACCGAAUCCUCCAAAACCUCCAAGCCCAAUGGUCUGACAGUUUACUCCAUUAAAGAAGUCAAGUCAUUUUGUGACAAGACAGAAGUGACUGUCAAUGGAAAAGUUACAAAGAUGGAUCCUGUUGGGGCUGUAAAGACCGAAAAGAAGACAGUGAAGCAAAAUUCGUCCCUGAAAAAAGCCGAAUCCUCCAAAACCUCCAAGGCUCCAAGUGCUGCUGUCCAGACUGGGAGGAUAAAAAUAAUGGACAUUAAAGAGUCCAAAAAACGGAACACUCACCUGGUGGUAGAGUUCAACGGCCGGAUGCAGACGGUUUAUGUGACAACUCGUCUUCUGGCAAACACAUUUGGGAUCAAAGUGGACGAUGAUAUAGAAAGAAGACUCCGCUCUCAAAUGCCGCUCACAGCAGAAGCAACAUUACAAGGAAAUAAAAUGAUAUACAUUAGGGUUAUCCCUAACCUGGAGACAAGCGAAUGUGCGAGUACGUCAGGAUCAGUAGCCGAGAAACAAAAACCUGACGCUGAUCAACAGAAGAGCAGCGAACCUGCCGAGCCCGACGGUCUGACAGUUUACUCCAUUAAAGAAGUCAAGUCAUUUCCUGACAAGACAGAAGUGACUGUCAAUGGAAAAGUUACAAAGAUGGAUCCUGUUGAAGCCGUGAAGCCCAAAAAGAAGACAGAGAAGCAAGACGUGUCGCUGAAAACAGCCUUAUCCUCCAAAACCUCCAAGACUACAAGUGCUGCUGUCCAGACUGGAAGGAUUCAAAUAAUGGAAAUCAAAAUGACCAAUAAGACAAACACUCACCUUGAGGUGGAGUUCAACGACCGGAGGCAGACGGUUUAUGUGACAACUCGUCUUCUGGCAAACACGUUUGGGAUCAAAGUGGACGAUGAUUUAGAAAGAAGACUCCGCUCUCAAAUGCCAGUCACAGCAGAAGCAACAUUACAAGGAAAUAAAAUCACAGACAUUACUAACCUGGAGACAAGCGAAUGUGCGAGUACGUCAGGAUCAGUAGCCGAGAAACAAAAACCUGACACUGGUCCAAGCGAAGCAAUCCCAGCAGAGGACAGCGUCCCAGCAGAGGACAGCGUCCCAGCAGAGGACAGCGUCCCAGCAGAGGAAAAGCUGUUAAAAGUUCGGGCAGAGUUUGUAAAAAGAGUGUCUGAUGCUAAUCUAAACCAGCUUCUGGAUAAACUCCUUGAGCGUGGUUUUAUAAAUGAUGAGGAAAUGCAGUCAGUCAGAACAAAAGUCAAAACAGACAAGGCACGAAACCUGAUCGACCUGGUGCGGGAGAAGGGACCAGAAGCCUGCUCACUUCUGAUCAAUACUCUCUGUGAGGUGGAUCGAUGUGUUUCAAAAGUGCUGAAAUUAAUCUGAAGCUAAAGCAAGAGACUAUGGAGUGUGAUGAUGAAUCUCUGUAAUAACUGAUUGUUACACAUUAACUAUUUACUAUUCUACUUUAGAUUAGAAUGUUUAAGCCUGUUUUAUUAAGUAAACGUUGACUUUGAAAAUGAUUCAAAGGGAGAAGAAGACAUGUUGUUCUUUGUUUUAGCCACUAGAUGGAGGCAGAACUUCACAGAUGGACAAACAAGAUGCAGAUGUGAAAUUAGAAAAACAAUUGAGAAAAAUAUGUCUGAGUGAAGAUUAUUCUCCUGAUGAUUAAAGAGAUACUGGUUGGUCAUUUUUAUAUAUUUUUUAUAUUUCUUUUAUAUUUUUGCAACCUCUGAUGUAAUUGUAACUUCAAAAAAAUAAAAAGAGAAACAAAUA
Perca fluviatilis (European perch) is the source of this 1915-nucleotide messenger RNA. RefSeq lists its product as uncharacterized. Lineage: Eukaryota; Metazoa; Chordata; Actinopteri; Perciformes; Percidae. The transcript has 13 exons. Bases 116 to 1525 code for a protein of 469 amino acids. Gene Ontology annotation, molecular function: cysteine-type endopeptidase activity. Gene Ontology annotation, biological process: regulation of apoptotic process; proteolysis. The record is from RefSeq and is a predicted model, not a curated record.